AUGGCUUCGAUCCAAGGAGGAGGCGAGAGAGAUCUCGAGAUGGGCGUGAGCAUCGAGCCGCCGUCGCCUUCCCCGUCGCCGUCUCCGCGCGCGCCGGCUUUAGUGGUUUCGAACUCGAACAAAUCGCUGGCGUCCUCGAACUCCGGCAAGGCCCUGGUGGUGUCGACCUCCGGGAAGGCCCUGGUGGUCUCCAACUCCGGCAAGAGGAUCGACCAGUCGGGGAAGAAGAAGUACGUGAAGCAGGUGACGGGACGGCACAACGACACGGAGCUCCACCUGGCGGCGCAGAAGGGCGACGUGGCCGCCGUGCGGCAGAUAUUAGGGGAAAUCAACGAGCAGAUGCUUCAGACCUUGAGAGGAUCGGAUUUCGAUGCCGAGGUUGCCGAAAUUAGGGCAGCUGUCGUGAACGAGGUGAACGAGUUGGGAGAGACCGCCCUUUUCACGGCAGCAGAGAAAGGGUUCAUUGAUGUGGUGAAGGAGCUGUUGCCUUACACCACGAAAGAAGGGAUAAGGUCCAAGAACAAGUCCGGUUUCGACCCGCUGCAUAUUGCCGCCAGUCGAGGCCAUCAGGAAAUUGUCGAGAUACUGUUAGAGCAUGACCCAGGGCUAAGCAAAACAGUUGGCCAAUCAAACGCGACCCCUCUCAUAUCUGCAGCCACAAAAGGACACCUGGCAGUUGUCAAUGUAUUGCUUGCCAAAGACCCGAGCCUGCUCGAGAUACCGAGAUCCAACGGUAAAAACGCGCUGCAUUUAUCUGCCCGGCAGGGCCACGCUGACAUCGUAAAAACACUGCUCGAGAAGGAUCCUCAGCUGGCCAGAAGAAUGGACAAGAAAGGCCAAACGGCUCUCCACAUGGCUGUCAAGGGUGUUAAUUGUGCGGUGGUGAAGUUGCUUCUGCAAGCAGAUGCUGCCAUUGUGAUGCUCCCGGACAAAUUCGGCAACACUGCUUUACACAUAGCUACAAGGAAAAAGCGUUUCGAGAUCGUGAACGAGCUCCUCAUGCUACGCGACACCAACGUGAAUGCCCUGAACCGCGACCACAAGACGGCCCUCGACAUCGCCGAGUCCCUCCCCUUAUCCGAAGAAAUCGUCGACAUCAAGGAAUGCCUCACCCGCUACGGCGCCGUCCGUGCUAACGAGCUCAACCAACCGCGCGACGAGCUCCGCAAGACGGUCUCCGAGAUCAAGAAAGAUGUCCACACCCAACUCGAGCAAGCCCGCAAGACGAACCGCAACGUGAACGGCAUUGCCAAGGAGCUCCGCAAGCUCCACCGCGAGGGCAUCAACAAUGCCACCAACUCCGUCACGGUCGUGGCCGUCCUCUUUGCUACCGUGGCAUUCGCCGCCAUCUUCACCGUACCGGGCGGGGACGACGACCACGGUGUGGCCGUUGUGGUCCACACCUCGCCGUUUAAAGUCUUCUUCAUCUCGAACGCGGUGGCGCUCUUCACCUCACUAGCAGUCGUGGUGGUGCAAAUCACGGUUGUUCGGGGGGAGAUAAGGUCCGAGAGGCGGGUCGUGGAGGUGAUAAACAAAUUGAUGUGGCUUGCGUCGGUUUGCACGACGGUGGCGUUCGUGUCGUCGUCGUAUAUAGUGGUGGGGAGGCACAACCGAUGGGCGGCGGUGCUGGUGACGGUGAUCGGUGGGGUGACGAUGGCGGGGGUCUUGAGCGCGAUGACGUAUUACGUGGUGAAGUCAAGGAGGAUAAGGAGGGUUAGGAAGAGGGAGAAGUUCUCGAGAAGUGGGGGGAGCUCGUGGCACCACUCGGACACGGAUUCCGAGGUGAAUCCUAUAUAUGCCAUAUGA
This is a messenger RNA of Striga hermonthica, 1806 nucleotides long. The record is from the annotation of a GenBank genome assembly. NCBI's taxonomy places the organism in Eukaryota, Viridiplantae, Streptophyta, Magnoliopsida, Lamiales, Orobanchaceae.